Messenger RNA from Aureobasidium musti, 1488 nucleotides. The record is from the annotation of a GenBank genome assembly. NCBI's taxonomy places the organism in Eukaryota, Fungi, Ascomycota, Dothideomycetes, Dothideales, Saccotheciaceae.
AUGGCUACUAUCGAGAAGAACGACCUUGAUGACAGCAAGCUCGAGUAUGUUGAGGACCUCGAGAAGACAAACACCACUUGGGACGAUAGACCAACUCUUGAUCCUGAGCUGGACAGACGCAUCACGCGAAAGUUCGACACACAUGUGGUCCCCUGGUUGUUCGGUCUCUGGCUACUAGCCUUCAUCGAUCGUAGCAACAUCGGCAAUGCUCGUAUUGAUGGCCUCGCUACCGACCUCAAACUUAAUGGAGACACGUUCAACAUUGCAUUGGCUGUCUUCUACGUACCCUACAUCAUGGUCGAUGUGCCGUCCAAUCUGGUCUUAAAGUACUUCCAGGCAGGCUAUUACCUCCCCGCACUCAUCAUCGGAUGGGGAUUGGUCGGAAUGGGCAUGGGCUUUGUCAAGAGCUAUACUGGACUUAUCGUUACACGUUUCUUCUUAGGACUUAUGGAAGGUGGUCUAUUGGGCGGCAUGAUCAUCUAUCUAGCAAUGUUUUACCGCCGCCACCAACUUAUGUUCCGCAUUGGACUUUUUUACUGUGCAGCUCCCUUAAGUGGCGCGUUUGGUGGUUUGCUUGCUACCGGUCUUGCCAGGAUCCACACCAAAGAUUACAAAGGAUGGCCAUUUAUCUUCUUCGUGGAAGGAGGCUUCACAGUUCUCUUUGGUAUCCUCACAAUAUUCUUCUUGCCACAUACGCCAGCCGAGUCGAAGUUCUUGACCGAAGAAGAGAAGGCUGGUGCUGCUUUGCGUAUGCAUCUAGAUUCACAUGGAUCCGAUGCUGCUGACGAUGUGAAAAACGAGAAGUUCAGCUGGCAUUGGGUCCGCAUGGCCUUCUUGAACUGGAAUACCGUCCUCCUCUCUUUGAACUUCUUCGCCAUCAUUACACCUAUCUACUCGUACUCGUUGUUCCUGCCGACCAUCAUCAAGAGCUUGGGAUACAAGGCAGUGCACGCCCAACUUCUGACUGUGCCUCCAAACGUCGGAGCGUUCCUGAGCGUGCUUCUCGUUACCUGGCUGUCGGAUAAGUACCGUAUGCGUGGACCCUUCAUGCUGGCUGGCUGUAUUGUAGCAGUUGGUGGAUAUAUCAUGCUCAUCUCCAGCAACCACCAUACGAUUCAGUAUGGUGGGACCUUUCUGGUUGCUGCAGGCAUCUUCCCUUGCAGCCCGCUCGUUAUGGGAUGGCUGGCCAACAACUUGGCUCCUCAUUACGUUCGCGCUACUGGCACCGGUGCCCAGAUAAUGAUUGCAAACUGUGCUGCUUUCAUUGCCACGUUCACUUAUCUUUCAAAGGAUGCUCCUCGCUACAUCACUGGUCAUGCUAUCAACAUUGGAAUGUUGUGUUUGUCUUUGAUCAUCACCUCCUGUAUGUUGGUUUACUGCAGCUGGGAGAACAAGAAGAGAGCAGCCGGUAAACGUGAUUACAGAUUGGCAGAGGGAGAUGAGUCAAUGCUUGGCUACAAGCAUCCGUCAUUCAGGUACACCUUGUAG